GCCUAUCAGUGUGCAUCAGUGCCGCCUAUCAGUGCCAUAUAUGAGUGCUGCCUUUCAGUGCCCAUCAGUGAUGCCUGUCAAUGCCCAUCAAUACCACCUACCAGUGCCUCCUUAUCAGUUGCCACCUGUCAGUGCACAUCAAUGCCACAUAUCAGUGCCUACCAGUGCACAACAAUGCCACAUAUCAGUGCCUACCAGUGCACAUCAAUGCCACAUAUCAGUGCCCAUCUGAGCUGCCAUUCAGUUCCACCUAUCGUUGCUGCCUCAGUGCCGCCUAUCAGUGCCCAUCAGUGAUGCCUGUCAAUACCCAUCAGUGCUGCCUAUCAGUUCCCAUCAUU
Messenger RNA from Staurois parvus, 338 nucleotides. The record is from the annotation of a GenBank genome assembly. NCBI's taxonomy places the organism in Eukaryota, Metazoa, Chordata, Amphibia, Anura, Ranidae.